Xenopus tropicalis (tropical clawed frog) is the source of this 705-nucleotide messenger RNA. RefSeq names its product vomeronasal type-2 receptor 26. Gene Ontology annotation, molecular function: G protein-coupled receptor activity. The record is from RefSeq and is a predicted model, not a curated record. Gene Ontology annotation, biological process: G protein-coupled receptor signaling pathway. The annotation marks the transcript as partial. Gene Ontology annotation, cellular component: plasma membrane; membrane. NCBI's taxonomy places the organism in Eukaryota, Metazoa, Chordata, Amphibia, Anura, Pipidae. The transcript has a single exon.
AUGGAAAAUUGUCUCAAAUGUGAAGACAAUGAGUGGCCAAAUCAGGAGAAGACCCUGUGUAUUGAGAAGCAAACUGAAUUUCUUUCCUAUGCUGGUGAUCCCCUAACUCAAAUCUUUAUUAUCUCAUCUGUAAUCCUUUUUAUAAUAGCAGCAGUUAUACUGGGAAUCUUUAUUUCAUUCCGAGACACCCCAGUAGUGAGAGCCAAUAAUCACACUCUGAGCUUUAUUCUCCUUGUCUCCAUCAAGCUGAGCUUCCUCUCUGUGUUUCUGUUCCUCGGUCGCCCUGUGGAUAUAACCUGCAUGCUCCGGCAAACCUCCUUUGGGAUCACCUUCUCCAUAGCUGUGUCUUGUGUCCUGGCCAAGACUCUCAUGGUUUCCAUUGCAUUCAAAGCCACCAAGCCUGGGAAUCCCUGGAGAAAAUGGGUUGGGGUAAAACUGGCAAAUGGGCUUGUUUUUAUUUUCUCAUUAAUUCAGUCCCUAAUUAGUGUUAUCUGGUUGGUCAUUGCACCCCCUUAUGUGGAGCACAACACACAUUCUGAACCUGGACAAAUCAUCAUUCAGUGCAAUGAGGGCUCAGCCAUUGGCUUCUAUAUUGUCCUCUCCUACAUGGGACUGUUGGCAUCUGUGAGCUUCAUUGUAGCUUUCUUGGCUCGGAGCUUACCGGACAGUUUUAAUGAGGCCAAGUACAUCACUUUCAGCAUGCUG